GGAGGGAGGUGCGCGGCCGUCCCUGCCCGCGGCCGGCUGUUCCGCUCGCCCCCUCACUCCGCCCCGCGCAGGGCUUCCCCCGCGGCGGCGGCUCCAGCCGCCCGCCUUUCCAGUCAGGGAGCGCUAGAGGGAGCGGCGGGAGGGUGAGGUGCCGCCGCCGCCUGUGAGGGCGGUGAAGGGGUGGGACGCCGGGCGGUGCGGGGCGCGCAGCCCGGCCAUGUCUCCGGGGGAGGCGGCGUCGGGUUGAGCGGCCGUGCGCGUAGCGGGGAGCGCUCUCCGCCACCAUGAGGCGGCUGCUGCUGCCCCUACCCCUGCCCUGCCUCCUCCUGCUGCUGCCGCCGCCGCUGCUGCUGCUGCUGCUGCCGGCCGAGGUCAGAUGUACAAUUGCCUGCACUGAGGAUUGCAUUUCAAACAACAUAACUGCAGAAACAGGAGCCAGUAGUAAUGAUAAUGUAUCAGUAAACUCCACAAGUGGGAACGAAACCUAUAGAGGUGGAAGUUUGUCCAGGGAUGUAUCAGUAGCUGACAGCACAAUAAGUGAUCAGAACAAUGUAACACAGCCCAGCCCAGUUCUUGAUCUCAAGGCAGAAUAUGUUGGUGUGACUUCUGUGAAAUUAUCCUGGGAGGUGAACAGCACUGCUUCCAACUCCUACACCUUCAGGAUAGAGGUUGUAAAUGGUACCUCUGUUUGGAACCUGACGUCCAAUGUUACCAACAUUGAAAUUACUGAGUUAAUCCCGGGGACGAUGUACAAUUUCACAGUAUUUGCAGUAGCAGCUGAUGGUCAGACAGAAGAAGAAGGGUUGUCCAUAACCCUGCAUACAAAGCCCAGCCCAGUUCUUGAUCUCAAGGCAGAAUAUGUUGGUGUGACUUCUGUGAAAUUAUCCUGGGAGGUGAACAGCACUGCUUCCAACUCCUACACCUUCAGGAUAGAGGUUGUAAAUGGUACCUCUGUUUGGAACCUGACGUCCAAUGUUACCAACAUUGAAAUUACUGAGUUAAUCCCGGGGACGAUGUACAAUUUCACAGUAUUUGCAGUAGCAGCUGAUGGUCAGACAGAAGAAGAAGGGUUGUCCAUAACCCUGCAUACAAAGCCCAGCCCAGUUCUUGAUCUCAAGGCAGAAUAUGUUGGUGAGACUUCUGUGAAAUUAUCCUGGGAGGUAAACAGCACUGCUUCUGACUCCUACACAUUCAGGAUAGAGGUUGUAAAUGGUACCUCUGUUUGGAACCUGACGUCCAAUGUUACCAACAUUGAAAUUACUGAGUUAAUCCCGGGGACAUUGUACAAUUUCACAGUAUUUGCAGUAGCAGCUGAUGUUCAGACGGAAGGAGAAGGGUUGUCUCUACUUUUGUAUACAAAGCCCAGCCCAGUUCUUGAUCUCAAGGCAGAAUAUGUUGGUGUGACUUCUGUGAAAUUAUCCUGGGAGGUGAACAGCACUGCUUCCAACUCCUACACCUUCAGGAUAGAGGUUGUAAAUGGUACCUCUGUUUGGAACCUGACGUCCAGUGUUACCAACAUUGAAAUUACUGAGUUAAUCCCGGGGACGAUGUACAAUUUCACAGUAUUUGCAGUAGCAGCUGAUGGUCAGACGGAAGGAGAAGGACUGUCCCUCCCCCUGCGUACAAAGCCCAGCCCAAUUCUUGAUCUCAAGGCAGAAUAUGUUGGUGUGACUUCUGUGCAAUUAUCCUGGGAGGUGAACAGCACUGCUUCCAACUCCUACACCUUCAGGAUAGAGGUUGUAAAUGGUACCUCUGUUUGGAACCUGACGUCCAAUGUUACCAACAUUGAAAUUACUGAGUUAAUCCCGGGGACGAUGUACAACUUCACAGUAUUUGCAGUAGCGGCUGAUGGUCAGACGGAAGGAGAAGGGUUGUCUCUACUCUUGUAUACAAAGCCCAGCCCAGUUCUUGAUCUCAAGGCAGAAUAUGUUGGUGUGACUUCUGUGAAAUUAUCCUGGGAGGUGAACAGCACUGCUUCCAACUCCUACACCUUCAGGAUAGAGGUUGUAAAUGGUACCUCUGUUUUGAACCUGACGUCCAAUGUUACCAACAUUGAAAUUACUGAGUUAAUCCCGGGGACGAUGUACAAUUUCACAGUAUUUGCAGUAGCAGCUGAUGGUCAGACGGAAGGAGAAGGGUUGUCUCUACUUUUGUAUACAAAGCCCAGCCCAGUUCUUGAUCUCAAGGCAGAAUAUGUUGGUGUGACUUCUGUGCAGUUAUCAUGGGAGGUGAACAGCACUGCUUCCAACUCCUACACCUUCAGGAUAGAGGUUGUAAAUGGUACCUCUGUUUGGAACCUGACGUCCAAUGUUACCAACAUUGAAAUUACUGAGUUAAUCCCGGGGACGAUGUACAAUUUCACAGUAUUUGCAGUAGCAGCUGAUGGUCAGACAGAAGGAGAAGGGUUGUCUCUGCUCUUGUAUACAAUUCCUGCCCCAGUGAAUUCAUUUCAAUGUGAACCAGUGGCCAAGCAGCCUUACCUAAUGCUAAAGUGGGCAUGUCCUUCUGGUAACAAUUCUGGCUUCAAAAUUACAAUAAAUAAAGAUACAUUCCAAAAUGAAGGACGGGCUCCAUCCUGCGGGAGAGAAGGCUCAGAGGAAACCUUAAUAAUAAAAUAUUUAGAUUAUUUCAGCAACUAUACUGUUACUAUUGUAACUCUUUCAAAUAGUUCUGAAAGCUCUCCAGUGUGGAAAGAGUGUAAUACAAGCAUUACUGACCCACCUGCUCCAAGCAAAGCUCCAUUAGUCAAGGCAGUCAGUCAUAGCUCAUUGUCUGUUGAAUUCUCUGAUUUUGAGUCAUUGAAUGGACCACUAAAAGCCUAUGCAGUAAUGAUCGCAACAGAAGAACAAGCUUGUACAUCUUUGAAGUCUGAACUGAAGAACACAUACAAAGAUUUCAAGAAGAAGACGACAGUCGCCUAUGUAGCAUAUGUUAUAGAUACAGAGCAGGCAAAAUCACCUUCUUUCCAUUCUCAGAAUGGUACAAACAUCGUUGAUAUAGGCAAGGGAAACACAAUGUAUGGCUACGAAAACGGACCAUUGAUUCCACUUCGUUCAUACAGGGCAAGUGUUGCAGGUUUCACUAAUAUAACCUUUACCAUGGCCAGCAUCAUUGUGGGGGAAGAUAGUUAUGUAUCAUUUUCACCCUGUUCUGAGGCGGUUUUGCUACCCCAGGACCCAGGUGUUAUUGGUGGAGCUGUUAUUGGAUGCCUUUUAGCUAUAUUGGCUGUAGUCGCUAUAGGGGGUUUCAUAUUCUGGAGAAGGAAAAGGAAAGAUAAAAGAAAUACUGAAGUGUCCUUUUCUCCAAUUAAAUCAAAAAUUAUUAAAGUGGAGAACUUCGAGUCCUACUUUAAGAAGCAGCAAGCUGAUUCCAACUGUGGUUUUGCUGAAGAGUAUGAGGAACUCAAGUCUGCUGGUGUCCAUCAGCCCAAAUUUGCUGCUGAACUUCCUGAGAACAGGGGAAAAAAUAGAUACAACAACGUCUUACCAUAUGACAUUUCUCGUGUUAAACUUUCAGAUCAAAACUCUGCAACUGGUGAUUAUAUUAAUGCAAACUAUAUGCCUGGCUAUAACUCAAAGAAGGCAUUUAUUGCUGCACAGGGUCCUUUACCCAAUACUAUAGAAGACUUCUGGCUCAUGAUUUGGGAAAAGAAUAUCUACUCUAUUGUUAUGUUGACAAAAUGUGUUGAACAAGCCCGGACAAAAUGUGAACAAUACUGGCCAGACAAACAAUCUAAGAGCUAUGGUGACAUUAUUGUGACAAUGGUCUCGGAGAUUGUCCUUCCAGAAUGGACAAUAAGGGACUUCACUGUAGAAAAGUCCACCACACCAGAGCGGCACACAGUGCGCCAGUUCCAUUUCACCUCCUGGCCAGAUCACGGAGUGCCGGAGACAACAGACCUUCUCAUCAACUUCCGACACCUUGUUCAUGAGUACAGCAGUCAAAAUCCGAUCGACUCUCCUACUCUGGUGCACUGCAGUGCUGGUGUUGGGAGGACAGGGACGUUCAUUGCCAUCGACCGCCUGAUUCAGCAGAUUGAAAUGGAGAAUACUGUGGAUGUGUAUGGAGUGGUAUAUGAUCUUCGCAUGCACCGACCUUUAAUGGUGCAAACUGAGGACCAGUACGUCUUCCUAAACCAGUGUGUUAUGGAUAUUAUUAGAUCCCAGAAAGACAAGAAAACUGAUCUUAUUUACCAAAACACGACAGCAAUGGCAAUCUAUGAAAAUUUCACACCUGGGCCAGGCUUCAGGAAGGCCAAUGGCUACCACGCAUAGUUUGGAAGGAACGCAGUGUCUCCAGGAGGUGUUGUCUGUGCCAAGGGAAGGGAGAUGUUCUACCCGUGUUUUCUGGGAUUGUGUGCAGUGUCUCGCAUCUGGCUUCUCCAGUUCUGUCUGCAUUCGAAGAUGUGACCUGCAGGAGGAAAAACACAAUGCUGGCAGGAGCCAUAGAUUGUUAUUAAAACACACACAAAAACCAAAACUAUUUAAAGUUAACAGAGGAAUCUUGCUUUUUCUUGGGAAUUUAAUAGUGCUGAUAGGUGAAAUAGCAUUUACAGUAUGACCAGUGAACUAGAAUUUAAAUAGUAAAAUAAUAACACAAGCUUUUUAUUACAAUUUUAUAUGAUUUCAUUUACAGAUACCAGGCUCAUGGGCUGUUUUAAUAUAUUUAAUUAUAAGUUUCAGGAACAUAUUUUAUCUACUGUGGCUGUUUAAUUAGCUAAUUAGAUAUGUGCCUCUGUGAUUUAUUUUUGUUUUGCGUUCCUUUAUUUAAAAAAGGAGUACAAACAGCUCCUUCAAAUGGACAUUUAUACUUGGAAAUUGUGCCUUUUCUAGUUGCUACUCUAGAAGAAAAACAGCAGAGAUUCUAUUUUUGUACUGAAACUCUUAAUGAGAACACAGAUUUUUAAAUAAGGCUUAUGUCAAACUUAACUGUAGUUGCACUGUUGGCAGGACUCUCCAGAAGUUUGGAGGUGAGUUUUGUUUUUGCAUUUCACCACAAAUAGCCCCUGCCUUAAUGUUUCGGUGCCUCUGCUAGAGGAAGAGGAGUGUGGUCUGUCACUCGAAGCUUUAACUGUAGUAAAAAAACUGAGCAAGUGAAUAUGUGAAUGUGUGUGCAGGGGUGUGUGUGGGUGUGUAUGAAGGACAGAAUAGCUCCUCCCUGUUCCUGGCUGGUAUUCCUGUUUUUAUACGAUUUAUAAUGAUUUAUUUAAAGGUGCAAUAUAUGAUUUACUGAAUAAUGAUCACUCUAUUUUAAUAGAGUUUUACUCAGGUUAGUGUCUUUUUAUCAUUGUUGUUGUUUUUCCUCAAAUAUAUAAAUCUGUGAAUAUGUUGAACUAAGGUUCCAAGUGUCCAAGCACUCCCAAACAGAUUGACUGGCUUUACGGUUUCUACCAAAACAAAUUGCACAAAAUUCUGCUGUAAAGACCAAUUUCUCGGUUGUUUUAGCCAUUCAAAACCGAGACACAUCUGCCUGCAUCUCAUUUAUCUAAUGUAAUUGUUUUAUAAUUAUUUGCAAUAUACUGCUGCUGUUGUUUUAACUGGUCCUUUAAAAUACAGAACAAAGAAGCAGAAAAACCCUAGUUGCCAAUUUUACAAGUCAGGGAUUAGAUUGGAUUUAUUUUGCUGGUACAUAACUGUUAGACUUGUGAAGGCAUUACCAAUGAAGGAUUUCUUAAGUAGCCUGGGGGGGCAGGUUUUGGUCUCCGGAUCAUUGCACUGGUUGCAUUGCAGAGGAAUAUGAAGUUUAUAAAUAAUGCUAUAGAAUAGCUGUAAAGUGGUGAAAAUCUUAUGAAGGUUUAAUAACCAGAGUCCCUGGAGUUCUGCUGCUUUUGUCUGGGUUGGUUUUUUGUUGGGUGUUUUGUUUGUUUGUUUGUUUUAGCAGAGUUGCCAGAAAAAGCUACAGAUACUAGGAGUAUAUGUGGCAUUACAGUGAAACCUGGCAACCUCAUGGAAUCCACUAUCAGCUGAAGGAAAACAUAGGAAUUCCUGGUGCACAACUGUAACUUCACAGAUAGCCAGAGGAAUUUUUUACAACCUGGUGUGACAUUGUGGUGUGCUGUGUGAGCAAAACUGGAGGGCAAACCACAGUGCGCUUCAGCUUUUUUUGUUGUUGUUGGUUUUGUAGUUGUAGCAGCCACUUGGGCGUUCUUGAAUAUAUUUUUUCUCUCUUUCUCUGAAAUACUUUAAAAUAAAUAAAUUUUUAAAAAGUAAAGUUAAUGAUCAUGCCCAGCUCCAUCCAAACUGGCAGUCCACGUAGUGGAUCUCUCACCCAGCAAUCUUCCUAAGCUGCUUUCAGAUGACAAAGAUAAACCGCUUGGACCAAACAGAACCGUUCCAAAGGAACUGGGAGGGAAGAAAGCCUGCCCCUUAGAGUCAUGCUAUUUUUUUUUCUCUUAAUUACUGUGCAUCUGUGCAGGGCACAGAGCUAGUAUUCAUUAUUCCAGGUCUCCCAAGAACUUGCUGUCUUAGGGUGGUGAAGGCUUUCUUGCUUCAGAAGGCCCUUGUUUUAUAUAGCACAGAAGAGAGGGUCAUGAAUCUUCUUUGCCAGAUCAUGUGUUUGCAUUAUAUUGCAGCAGAAUACUAGAAAACUUGCUAGAAUGGUAUGUGUUUCUGCCUACCCACUGCCCAGAUACUCCUACAGAAAACCAACGUAUCUGUCCCAUUGUUUUGCUGUUGGAAGCAGGCGCCGAAUUCUCAUUGCGUCAUCAUCUAUUGAGUAUCCAUUUUAAAUACAACUAUAUGCAUGUGUUUUCCCAAAACUGACUCAUUGUAAGAAGAGAUGGAAGUUUGAAGUAAAUGACCUGCUGAUCCCAGCUAUAGGUGGAGAAGGUUGGUAAGGCUUAAAAUGUUGUAAACAUGAAGCUGGCCGUAGUGCCGAUGUGAGUAAGUAGGACAUGCCUCAUAGGAUGUCUCUAGAGGAGGAAAAAGAUUAUAGGUUAUAUUCUCCUACCUUAUGGAUCUGUCUUGGUCCAGAUGGCUUAAAUUCCUGCAAAUAACUUUCCACUGCCUUCUGAUGUUCUCUGUGUUACAACUGCCGAGAUCUGUCUCCUUGGUCAGUGUUUCCUCUUGUUGCUUACAUAAAGCUAUCCACUUUCAGGCUGAAAGCUCCACUGUGUGGCAAUUGCAUCUCCUGCAUCUCUGUUCUACUCUUUCUCCUGUUUGGGGCCUGCUUAAGAAGGGAAAAGUUGAUGCGUUUCAAAUAAGUGACUGUUGAAUAUCUUGAAAUGAUGUACAAAUUUUAUUGUUUUCAUAUUUGUUGUCUAUAAUGUUUUUAAUGGUUUGAUUUAUUUUUAAAGAUACAAAAAUAACAAUUAAAAAGCAUCAUCCUAGA
This is a messenger RNA of Phalacrocorax carbo (great cormorant), 7329 nucleotides long. The record is from RefSeq and is a predicted model, not a curated record. Lineage: Eukaryota; Metazoa; Chordata; Aves; Suliformes; Phalacrocoracidae.